This is a messenger RNA of Durusdinium trenchii, 2826 nucleotides long. Lineage: Eukaryota; Dinophyceae; Suessiales; Symbiodiniaceae. The record is from the annotation of a GenBank genome assembly.
GCGAAGUGGGAGGGGUCAUGAGAGGUCCAUGCAGUUCGACAUAGUUCGACAGGGACCUCACGCGUGAACGAGGGGAAGAUGGUGAAAUUGCUUGCGCCAUGGAAGCGCCAUCGGCGGAGGAGUUGGGUGAUCGGCGUAGCCCUUUUUGCGAUGGUGCCGGCCUUCGUCUCACCACCAAACUCGAUGCCACCAGAGCCCGAGCAGGAGCUUUCAAGACGGCAGCUGUUACCAUUGCUCGGUCUUGCUUGCCUACCAUUGUCGUCAACGCCUUGCGAUGCUGAAGCCAUUUGGCGAUCUUUGCCGGGUGAGUCGGAGGAUUUGGCGGAGGCCUAUCCCGGCCGUUUCGUGGCAUACUUGACGCGCUUCCUGCUGAACUUUGACACGGACUUUCAAAACCUAUGGAAAAGUGCCAAGGAAAGCGAAGUUUCGAUGGGACCGCUGCAAUCACGAGAAUUCCAGCGAAAUGCACGCUUUGCACGGUUUUCCCGCACUGUGCAGCUUUCCCUUUCUAACUUUGCGCCAGACAAAAGCAAGAGACUGCUGGAAGUCCUGCUCAAGGACUACGGGAACACCACUGAAGCCAAACGACAGUCGCCUGGUGAGAAGCACACCGGUGCAGCACCAUGCCCGGCUGGGCUCAGAUUCAGUUUGUUGUUGAUGAGACUUGGACCAUGCCCAAGGAUUUGCAUCCUGUUUUCGCUCCUUCAGGGGCCAAAUCAGCAGCCGGUCUCGGAGUUGCGAAGGUUGCUGCGCUCAGUGGAGAAUGCGUCCGUUUCGCAGGUAGAUGUUGUUGACGGCGGCAAUUUUUCGCUGAGAGAUGGGGCACAGGUGAAGGAGGUCAUGCUGGAAUUGCCCACGCCACCGGGCUUAGGUGGUAGACCAGCGAAGAUUUAUUGUCAGUUGAAAGCCGUGAAUGCCACCAUUGGCAGCACCAUUCUAUGCGUGGACUCGGUGGUAGUGGCGAGCAAAGGCUCCGGCUAUGCCAGGGACAUGGACUUCACCCCAAAGGUUUUGCUACCGGAAAACCUCACGAUGGAACGUGCUCCCAAUUUCACCGUGCAGCUGACCCGCCCUUCGCGGUUCCCCCGCGAACGAGCCAAAGAGGCACUUGCAGACGAGCUUAAAAGCAAGAUGACCAAUUUGCUUCCGCCGUUUGUACUGCCUGCGUACAAUGCAAAGCUGGACCGCUUGGUUCCUGAUCAGAGCUUGCCCUUGACCCCAGAUCCAACACCGCCAGAGGAAGGAAGGCGAUUGGACGAGGUCUUUGGCAGCGACAGGCAAGUUGAUCGUUUUCGAUCUGAUUUUGUUUUCGCGGAGUUUGACUCCACCUAUGGUCCAGUGGGCAUCUCGCCGCUGGAGCGGGAGCGGCAACUUUAUCCAAGCGACUACCUUCGACUGAUGCUGUCAGGUGCUUUGGCCGGCGUGGUCAGGACAGCCCUCUUCCUGCCAGUUCAGAGUGUGAAGGUUCGCAUGCAGACGGACCAAAAUCUUGGCCGCAAAGGCUUCAUUCCAGCGCUCAAGGAGGUCGUUACGACGGAGCCAACAGGCAAUUUGUUCCGCGGCAUCGAUGUGGCCCUGACCUUCUCUGCCAUCUUCGGUUUUUUUAGCUUUGGCGUUAAGGAGUACUUGUCUAGAGAGCUGGUGAUUCAAUUUCCUGGCUUGAAUGAACUUUUGGCAGUGAUACUCGCCAGCAUCGCCAGUGUUGUGAUCACUCUGAUUUUUGCAACCCCAUGGGAGGUGCUGACCACAAAGAUAAUGGCCAGAAGCGAAAGAUUCUGGGGGUUCUCCUUGCUUAAAGAUUUGCUCCAAGAGAGCUUGCCAAAGGCAGUGAGUGAGCUUUAUAAAGAGUACUGGCUUUUGACCAGCAAAGAGCUAGCCUUCGUGACGACCAAGUUCUUGAUUUUUGACUCCUUGCGCGAAGCAUUGCUCUUUUUUGUGCCCGCCUUCGUCGAGGCGCAGCCUCUCCUCAUCGCAUGCUUUUGCGGUGCCCUUGCCGGAGCAUGUGGAGCGAUUACAUCGCACCCUAUUGACACCAUUUUUGCUUUGCGCACCACAGGUGGUGGCACAGAGAUUCCUAGCCUUGACAAGCUGUUUCGCGGAGUUGGGGCACGAGUGCUCAUCUACUCACCUGGCAUUGCAUUGACCUUCUUGGUGUAUGAUGCUGCCAAGACCUACUUUGGAGUUGGGGGCAAUGCUUUGAUGCAAACCUUGGAUUUACUUCGGCCAUCCUAGUGGCGGCGCCCGCAGCGGUUGAUUAGGGGCUCAUGUAGGGCUGCGGCCGCGGACUGCAUGGACAGGCCUACAAGGACUUGAGCAGAAGACAUCCUGACAACAGCCAAGAUCCGCCACUUGUAGCGCAUCCAGGUUUGAACAUCUAGUUUGAGCCUGAAAAUCAUGUGAUCCGUGAUCCGAGGGAGCGAUCCGGGUGAUCCGUGUGAUCCGUCGUUGUGGUGUUUUUUCACUCGGGGCGAUUCCGAGUUGAAGAUAUUAAGUCAGUCUUCAAGCUUUGGUUGUUGCAACCGCUUCUGUGACGAUAGUGACAUAUAGUGAUGCAAUAUAGUGACUAUACAUGACUAUACAUCAAUUAUUCGGCACCGUACGCCUCCUCAGAACCUUUGCAUUGCUGUAUGGGAUUGCUUAGGAAAGGGGUUUGCGCUUCAGGGCUGUAUGGUGCUUCAUUGGUUUAAAAAGACGCUGUGGACAUUUGCUAGCAGAACUCAACCAGAUGAUAUACUAUAUCCUGACUGAGCAGUAUAUAGUUUGAAACCAGACUGGCUUGAGUUUCAAGUUCAACACAACUUGGGAGCUGUACUUGAAGGACGCAAA